This is a messenger RNA of Cynoglossus semilaevis (tongue sole), 1296 nucleotides long. RefSeq names its product coiled-coil domain containing 169 (gene ccdc169). Bases 224 to 955 code for a protein of 243 amino acids. Lineage: Eukaryota; Metazoa; Chordata; Actinopteri; Pleuronectiformes; Cynoglossidae. The record is from RefSeq and is a predicted model, not a curated record. The transcript has 8 exons.
UUUUAAAAAAGUAUGCACAAAAACGUGAGGUUUGAUUAUGUCGUUAAAGGUAGUCUGAUCACUCGAGAUUGGGCAACAAAUCAGAAAAAAAAUCACUUGUCCAUUUGUCUGUAAAUUUUCCGCAAAAAUCUUCCUUUAUUUCCGGCCCUGCCGGAACUGGACGGAGGCCGCCGUAUCCAUGGUAACCAGAGUCACAAAGUCCUGCUGAGUUUUCGUUAGAAUCAUGUCUGCACAAAGUGAGUACAGUAAAUACGACCUGACACGAUUAAGGGCUGAACUGGACCAGGAGAGAGAAAUGAGAGAGAUGCUUGACGAGUCGGUGUCUGAUCUGAGGAGUACGAUGUGUGAACUGCAAGACAGACUGCACAGUGUCGAUGGAGAAGGCAGUGAGUGGAAGACACGGUACGAGACACAGGUGGAGCUGAAUGGACAGUUGGACAGACAGAUCUCACUCAUCAAUGAGAGACUGGGUGAUCUACGAGGGAAUCCCAUUGAUCGACUGGCCUCAAUCCGCUCCUAUGAUGACAUGCCAGUGGAAACUCUGCGGCAGCGUCUGAAACUUCUGAGUGAAGAAAAGUCUGACCUCCAGAAUCAGCUGAUGGACUGUCUCCACAGGACCGAGCAGGAGGGAAAGGCUUUUCAUAAAACCAAUGAUGAGAGACGAGCAUACCUCUCUGAAAUCGCCAAGCUGUCCUCCACACUAGAAGCUCACAGAAGACAUUUCUCCACCCAACCACAGAGGGCAGUAGAGAGACAACCGAGGAACAGCAGAUAUAGAGGGUGGCAGACUAGCAGCAACGUGGAGACUCACGUAAAGAGAGGCAGAGAAAGAGGAGAAGCUGCUGGACGAGGUGUCCAUGUGAAAGGAGGAGCAACAGAAAAGAGAAAUGAGGAGAAGUCACCCAAAGGGAGCAGGUUACCCUCCCUGAAACACUACAAUGAACACAGUCUCUAACUCCAAAGGUGUUAUGGCUGCUCUCGCCGGUCAAUUCUUUCCCCACCGGCUCCAUUUACUUCUUUUGAAAAUAGAUUUUUAUUUUCAAAUGAAAAUUUUUUUCAUCCGGGAGCCACAGAUGGGAUUUUAAUCCCAGGGUUAUUUUCCACUGCAUGACAAACACAGAGUUCUGCAUAACCAUUACAUUAAAAUUUCCAUUUUAAUCACUUCUUCCCUUGCAGCCGGCAAUGUUUGAUGGCAAGAAAAUUAAAGGCAGAAUUGAGGUCAAGUCUUAAUGAAGCAGCAGCGUCUUUCAUUUCACUGCCAUUCAUUUCUUCAAACCACCGCCUCCUCUCAACUUU